CGACAGUAUAAUAACUUCGAUCGUGACAACGCACCGAUUGAUAAAGAAAUAUCGAUAAAGAAAGUUAGGCAGAAUUUUGAUAAUGGUUUCAACGUGCCUUACCUUAUAAAGCACGAACACCUGUACAGGUAAGUCAUUUAUAAAGCAAUCGUCGACGUGUAAUUAAUUUAUUGCCCGGGAUUUUGCAUGGUGUAAAGAAUCGGCUGGCUGUGAUCCAUUUAUCAUCAAGGAUGGCCAAAGCAUUAUUGCUUCUCUGCUUGACGAUCUGUCAAGCGAAUUCUCUAUUCGGGGACGCGGUCGAUCCUCGAGCGGACGAUGAGCCAAGUUACAGGCUUCCAACCGACGUCGUACCAUCGUCGUACAUAUUAAAUUUGGAACCGAAUUUGAAUAACUUCACGUUCACCGGCAAUGUGGCGAUCACGAUCGAAGUAAAGACAGAUGUUAAGAGUAUAAUAUUGAAUCAAAAGAAUCUCAAAAUCAAUAAAGUAGAGCUGAAAAAUUCAAAGAUGGGUAUAGAAGUGAAAGAACCUGAGCUCGUGGAGAAGCAAGAACUUUUAAUCAUAAGACCUCAGAAGGAGAGCAUUGGCAACGGGAUCUAUACCCUUACGAUAAAUUAUUCUGGCGAAUUGAACGAUCAGAAGAGAGGAUUUUAUAGGAGUAGAUACAUCGACGAGAACAAGUAUAUAAAAUACGUUGCCGCGACCCACUUCGAGCCAACAGGCGCUCGAUUAGCGUUCCCUUGUUGGGACGAGCCUGCUUUCAAGGCGACUUUCGACAUCUCUAUAACCCACUCGAAAUUGUACAACGCGAUCUCGAAUGCCAAAAAAAAUAGUACCAAAUUGAUUGAAAAUAACGAAAAGAUCGUAACUAAGUUCGAGACAACACCGAAGAUGUCCACUUACUUGGUGGCAUUUGUGGUCUCUGACUAUAAUUCGAGCGAAAAAAUCGAGAACAAUAUCCAAUUCAAAGUUUGGACGAAACCGCACGCCGUGGAACAGACGAAAUAUGCUUUGAACGUGAGCGUGUAUCUGUUGAAGAAAUUGGACGAAUAUACGAAAAUCUCGUACGGUAACGAGAUCGCAAAAAUGGACCAAGUGUCGCUGAAAGAUUUCGCGGCAGGCGCCAUGGAAAAUUGGGGUCUCGUUACUUACAGGGAGAGCUCUCUUCUCGUCGAGAACAAUGUGACGACAGAUCGUUCGAUUCAAGGCGUAACCACGACCAUAGCCCACGAAUUCACCCAUCAAUGGUUCGGAAAUCUCGUCAGCCCGAAAUGGUGGAAAUACAUUUGGCUGAACGAAGGAUUCGCGGACUAUUUCCAAUAUUUCAUCACUCAUGAGAUUCUACCCGAUUGGCGAUUAGACGAAGUAUUCGUUGUGGACAAUACGCAAGGGGUCGCUUUCGUUACGGAUGCGGGUAUAAACACACGACCCAUGAACGAGGACGCGACCACGCCCGCAGAAAUCAGCAAAUUGUUCGACAAUAUCGCGUAUCAGAAGUCUGGAGCGGUUAUUCGAAUGAUGUCGCACAUUUUGACCCCUGAUAAUUUCCAAAAGAGUUUGACCAAUUACCUGAAAAAAAUGUACCACAAAAAUGCCGACUCGUCGGAUCUUUUCGAAUGUUUCAACGAAAACUGGGAGAAAAAUGUAACAACGUUCGAAAAACUUAUGGACGAGUGGGUGAACAAGCCAGGAUAUCCGGUGGUGAACGUUAUAAGGAAAGAGAAUAACUAUGAGAUAUCACAAAAACGAUUUUUAUUGUACGGAAAUGAAAACAGCACGACGAAAUGGUGGGUGCCCCUCACUUAUUUCCGUUUGUCCGAUAUUAACAAUAAUACAUUGCCAGAAUUAUGGUUGAGACCGAAUGAUGCAUACGUGCAAGUCAAAGUUGAAGAAGGCGAUGGAAUUAUUUUCAACACGUUGCAGACAGGUUAUUAUCGCGUGAAUUACGACGAGGAGAACUGGAAAUUGUUAAAAAAUUACUUGUACUCGUUCAAUUAUACCAAUUUGAGCCCCGUAACGCGCGCACAAUUAAUGGACGAUGCUUUAAAUUUGGCACGCGUCAACCAACUCUCUUACGACAUCACGUUAAAUCUCACGAUGUACCUUCGCAAAGAAGUGGAUUAUAUUCCUUGGCAAACAAUAUUUAGGAAUUUCAACUUCUUGAAUACCAUGUUACGAACCUCCGAACAUUAUCAUUUGUUCAACUCUUAUAUUACCUGGCUAAUGAGAUCUUUGGUGGAAAAAGUGGAUUACAAACCUAAGUCGAACGACGAUCAUCUUACCAAGAUUCUUAGGCCGACCAUAAUGCAUUGGGGCUGCAGAGCUGGCGCUGAAAGUUGUUUGAAUUACGUCAAUAAUGAAUUUAAAGAAUGGUUGAGCGAUCCUAAGAAAAAACUCGACGCCAAUUUGAAGAACAAUAUUCUCUGCGCCGCUCUGAGAGAUUCAGACGCGGGGACAUGGAACAGUACUUGGAACGUUGUGAAAAAUAUAACGGAUGAAGAUGAAAGGAACACUUUAUCACCGAUCUUGGCUUGUUCGAGCUCGUCCGAAAUUUUGGAGAAAUAUCUAUUGAAAACCCUUGAGAAUAAUUCCUCGGUGUCUUUCUCGACAGCGUAUCGAAACGUUAUAAACGAACAUCCGGCGGGUGUCGAUAUCGUUUUGAACAUACUCUAUAACAAAUACGUGACACUAGACAAAACCGAACAUAAUAUCAAAUCGUAUUUGGAUGUAAUCGCGAACAGCAUUACGACCACCGAACAACUUGGAAAGUUAACGUCCCUUAUCUCCAGGGAAGGAUUGCAAUCGGAUAUUUUUAAUAUCACGCUUAAGGCGAGCAGUAACAUAAAUUGGGUCGAACACAACAGAAAAUUCAUCGAAGAAUGGCUGCACAAGCAAGAUUUUUCAUCCGGUAACAGUUUGGUAGCGUUCGGUUCGAUGAUUAUAUUGUCAAUAUUUAUUACUCGAUUUUAUUAAGUGUGUCGAGAACCAACUCGUUGCGAGCGAACGAUGAGAAUAAAAAUGCGAUCAAGUAUUGAAAUAAAUUUACGAUGAUCUUCUUGUACAGUAUACGUUAAUACAAUCACGACAUGUUGGACAAUGUUGUUCAGAAUGACAAGAUUCGUAAGAAUUUGAAAAUAUCUUUCGAUAUAACGCGGUUAUUUAAA
Molecule: messenger RNA, 3163 nt
Organism: Apis florea (little honeybee)
Lineage: Eukaryota; Metazoa; Arthropoda; Insecta; Hymenoptera; Apidae
Product: aminopeptidase N
Biological process (GO): proteolysis; peptide catabolic process
Cellular component (GO): cytoplasm; membrane
Molecular function (GO): zinc ion binding; metalloaminopeptidase activity; peptide binding
Source: RefSeq, a predicted model, not a curated record